Messenger RNA from Saccoglossus kowalevskii, 1065 nucleotides. RefSeq names its product melanin-concentrating hormone receptor 1-like. Gene Ontology annotation, cellular component: membrane. The record is from RefSeq and is a predicted model, not a curated record. Lineage: Eukaryota; Metazoa; Hemichordata; Enteropneusta; Harrimaniidae. Gene Ontology annotation, molecular function: G protein-coupled receptor activity. Gene Ontology annotation, biological process: G protein-coupled receptor signaling pathway.
AUGGCAACCAUCAACAGGAGCACCACCACGGCUGAGGCGUACACUGUUAACUACACAUAUUUUAAGAAUACUGCUGCUACUGUAACACAAGACAACGUGCUGGUCGGCGUUUAUUGCAGUAUUGCAAUCAUUGGCAUUCUAGGUAACGGUAUGGUCUGUUUGAUAUUCAGUCGAAAACGGAAGAAAUUCCACUCUCUGACUCACCUGUUCAUACUACACCAAUCUACUAUCGAUCUUAUCAGUUCAUCCACUUUCCUGUUAGUCCAAAUUCCAAGCUUGAACACGCCGAGCUCACCGAGUGGGAUUACAGGAGAACUCUAUUGUAUGCUGUGGUACUCGCGCACGUUGUUAUGGUGUUUCAUGUCUUCAUCCACUGCCAACUUGGUUGCCUUGACGAUUGAGCGAUGGUUGGGCGUCGCUUACCCCAUAUGGCAUCGCAAUAAAUUCACGUUUAUCAAAGCUGUUGUGGUUAUGAUUUUAACCUGGGUGUAUGGGGCUGUGGUACAGCUGACGUACGGGAUCGGAGCAUACAGCAGUUGCGAAGGACAGUGCGUCUCCCUAUUUCCGAGCACCGCGUAUCGAAUAUUUAUCGGAAUUGAAUUCUUCACCUUGUUGUACGCCCUACCGAUUGCCGUCAUGACCACGUGUUACAUUAAAAUAUGGUCGGUUUUUCGGAUGCAAAUUCAGCCUGGUACAACGGACGACAACAAAAGCGAGAAGUUCAACAGAGUGGCGAGAAUUCGAAAAAAUAUAAUCAAAACUCUGCUGAUUGUAGUUAUCACGUUCAUCAUUUGUUGGACUCCCAAUACCUUGUACAUGAGCGUGUUUCAUCUCAUCUUCGGUUACGAUGCCAACUUUAAUGGAUAUCUUUAUAAAUUCACAGCAGUAUUAACAUUCUGUAAUAUGUGUAUUAAUCCUUUUGUUUACGCCGCAAAGUACGAGGAAUUUCAGAAAGAAUUGACCAUUUUAUUUUGUAGCAGGAGAAGAGGUACCAUCCGUGCUGAUGAAACUAACUCUGCGUCAAUCUCAAACGGGAAUUUGAGCAAGAAUCAACGCAGCACCUAA